This is a messenger RNA of Podospora pseudocomata, 327 nucleotides long. RefSeq lists its product as uncharacterized. NCBI's taxonomy places the organism in Eukaryota, Fungi, Ascomycota, Sordariomycetes, Sordariales, Podosporaceae. The record is from RefSeq and is a predicted model, not a curated record. Bases 1 to 327 code for a protein of 108 amino acids. The transcript has 2 exons.
AUGGCGGUGACACCAACCACGCGCUGCUUGUUGAUGCAAUUUAUUUUGUCCGCAACUUCCGCUGAGCCAUCAUCACUUUCCAGUGGCUCGGCUCAUCGGGCCCCAGUUCUCCUUCGGAUUCAUUUGGUAUCGCACAAGCUUCUGCUUAUUCUCCUCGCGGCCCAGUUCCUCAUCGAAGACCACCUCGGUGAUCUUGGAAACCGCCUCGUCCACUUUCCCUUGCAAUGGCUUCGAGUAACGCGAUACCCGAGACCUUUGAGAGCGCCCUUCAAAUGUGCUUCUGGGGGGCUUUGGCAGUUCAUGAGGCCUGCCACCUGCGCAGGGUAG